GUUGUAUAAUCAAAACUUAUUGAACUGUCAAAAAUAAUACGUGACCUGUCAGCGUGAUUAAUUUUUUCAGUUUUAACUUAAAUUACGCGAACGAAAUGGAUAAAAUCAAUGUGGGUGAUAAAAUUUUAGUCGUAACUGAUGACAAAGACGCUACAAAUACACAAAUAUCCAAUAAAAUUAAUAAAACUAUCGACAUAACCUUUAUUACUUCAGAAACUUUAACUUCAUAUGUAGAAAAAGAAUCGUACGAUUCAAUUAUUGUGAAAUCGAAAACUAUCAUAAGCGAUAAAUUAGGAAAUCUCUUUGAAACGUUAAAACCGAAAGGAAAUUUGAUUCUAUUAGAUGGAAAAGAAAGCGAUGAUGUAGCUUUAGAUUUAAAAAUCGCUGGAUUUGUUGAAGUUAAACAAAACGAUGAUUCAUUAGCUUGUAUCAAACCAAAAUAUGAAAUUGGAUCGUCUGCUAAAAUUACUUUGAAGAAACCCGUGUGGAAAUUAGAUGAUGUGGAAGAUGAUGAUUUCGUUGAUCCCGAUAGUUUGUUAGAUGAGGAUGAUUUAAAAAAACCAGAUCCAAGUUCAUUGAAGGUUUGUGGGACUACCGGUAAACGUAGGGCUUGUAAAGAUUGUAGUUGUGGGUUAGCUGAAGAACUCGCAUCUGAGAGGACUAAUUCAAAAGUUGUUGAUACAGGAAAAGGACCAAAAUCAUCUUGUGGAAAUUGUUAUUUGGGGGAUGCUUUUCGAUGCGCAGCUUGCCCUUAUUUAGGAAUGCCAGCUUUUAGACCUGGAGAGAAGGUCCAAAUUCCAGAUACACAAUUAAAAGCUGAUAUUUAAAUUAACUAAUUUUAAAUUAAAUUUUUUUCUGUAGCUUA
Onthophagus taurus is the source of this 865-nucleotide messenger RNA. It is a transcript of the gene CIAPIN1, whose product is annotated as Cytokine induced apoptosis inhibitor 1. Lineage: Eukaryota; Metazoa; Arthropoda; Insecta; Coleoptera; Scarabaeidae. Gene Ontology annotation, biological process: iron-sulfur cluster assembly. The record is from RefSeq and is a predicted model, not a curated record. Gene Ontology annotation, cellular component: cytoplasm. Gene Ontology annotation, molecular function: iron-sulfur cluster binding.